Polyodon spathula (Mississippi paddlefish) is the source of this 1299-nucleotide messenger RNA. RefSeq names its product 5-hydroxytryptamine receptor 7-like. Gene Ontology annotation, biological process: smooth muscle contraction; circadian rhythm; vasoconstriction. Gene Ontology annotation, molecular function: G protein-coupled serotonin receptor activity. The transcript has 2 exons. The record is from RefSeq and is a predicted model, not a curated record. Gene Ontology annotation, cellular component: membrane. NCBI's taxonomy places the organism in Eukaryota, Metazoa, Chordata, Actinopteri, Acipenseriformes, Polyodontidae. The coding region runs from base 1 to 1299 and encodes 432 amino acids.
AUGAUUGUACACGGCAACCCGAGUCCAAUAUUUAACAGUUACCUUUCCUUGGGGGAAACAGAGGACCUUAGGCACUGGCUGGGAUUACCCCCAUCUUUGGUUGUGACUGAGGGGCCCUUCCCCGCUUCCCCCGAGCUCCCGACCCAGGAGCUGCAGUUUGCCAACAGGACCAACUCCACGGACUGCGGAGAGGAAAUCUUGUGGUACGGGGACGUGGAGAAAGUCAUUAUCGGGAUUGUCCUUUCCAUCAUCACCCUCACCACCAUUGGUGGGAACUCGCUCGUCAUCAUUUCGGUCUGUAUAGUUAAGAAGCUCAGGCAGCCUUCUAACUGUCUGGUGGUGUCGCUGGCCGCAGCGGACCUAUCGGUCGCCCUGGCGGUCAUGCCCUUUGUCAUUGUCACAGACUUGGUGGGCGGGGAGUGGCUCUUCGGAAAGUUCUUCUGCAAUGUCUUCAUUGCCAUGGACGUCAUGUGCUGCACCGCUUCCAUCAUGACACUGUGCGUGAUCAGCGUGGACAGGUAUCUGGGGAUAACCAGGCCCUUGACAUACCCGGUGCGGCAGAAUGGGAGGCUAAUGGCGAAGAUGGUGUUCAUCGUGUGGCUGCUGUCUGCCUCCAUCACCCUGCCACCCCUUUUCGGCUGGGCCACCAACGUAACGGUGGAGCAUGUCUGCCUCAUCAGCCAGGACUUCGGCUACACUGUCUACUCCACAGCUGUUGCUUUCUACAUCCCCAUGACAGUCAUGCUCAUCAUGUACUACCGCAUUUACAAGGCAGCCAAGAUCAGCGUCAAGAAGCACAAGUUCACUUGCAUCCCACGACAUCCCAACCGCAAUGGUAUCUACAGCAUGGACCAGGAGGUGCGGGUGGGUCAGCACCGCCAUGUCCCGCGCCGGGACAGGGUGCCGGAAGAGUGCGCCGCGCUCUCCAAGCUGCUCCAGCCCAACCGCAGGAACAUCUCCAUCUUCAAGAGGGAGCAGAAAGCCGCCAGGACGCUGGGCAUCAUCAUGGGUGCCUUCACCUUCUGCUGGCUGCCCUUCUUCCUCCUCUCCACUGCCCGACCCUUCAUCUGCGGCAUCAAGUGCAGCUGCAUGCCCCUGAGGCUGGAGCGGACCUUGCUGUGGCUGGGCUAUGCCAACUCCCUCAUCAACCCCCUUAUCUAUGCCUUCUUCAGCCGGGAUCUGAGGACUACCUUCUGGUUCCUGCUCAGAUGCAAAUACAGAAACAUAAACCGGAGGCUGUCUGCGGCCAGCAUGCACGAAGCGCUGAAAGCAAAGGAGAGACCUCAGUGCAUAUUGUAA